Messenger RNA from Thamnophis sirtalis, 4039 nucleotides. The record is from RefSeq and is a predicted model, not a curated record. Lineage: Eukaryota; Metazoa; Chordata; Lepidosauria; Squamata; Natricidae.
ACCUGUUUCUCUCUCGUGCUCCGAGCCUGUCCCUGCUGCUCCACAUCUAUCUUCCUCCGUUUUCUCCUAUCCCUUCUUCUCUUUUCCUUUCCUUUUGCUUCGCUCCCCACUUCCUUGCUCUUCUACCCAAUUGCUCUCUUCAUCUCCCAUCCCUUCCUCCGCAUCUGUGGGUUUUCCCCUCCAUCCGUCCAUCCUUUCUGUUAUCCCCCUUCUUUGCAAACUCUCUCUCUCUGCCAAGCAUCCAUCCAUUCCUUUUUUCCUGCCCUUCAUCGACCCACAUCCCCCGCUCCCCUCCUUUGGGUGGUGGGUCCCUCCCUUCUCCCCUCUUCUCCUCUCUUCCCUGCCGUCUGUUUCUCCGGCACCCUUUCGCCUUUGUGGGUCAGGGCACUGGGGCUUCCUCCAGGGGGCAGCAUGGCUCUCCUGAGUUCUCCCACCGAGACCGAAUGCUUAACCAAGCCGCUUUUCUGCCGCAAGGGGGCGCUCCGCCAGAAGGUCAUCCACGAGGUGAAGAGCCACAAGUUUACCGCCCGCUUCUUCAAACAGCCCACCUUCUGCAGCCAUUGCACAGACUUCAUCUGGGGGAUUGGAAAGCAGGGACUUCAGUGCUUAGAUGGGUCCCCGAGGGUCUGUGCCGAUUACAAGGCGACCCUGAACAAGGCCCUUCAGGCACAUCCUUACCCGGUGCCUGUGGUGCAGCAUGUUCUGCACUUUUUGGGCCAGGGCAAGACUUUUGCAAAAUUGGACCUGGCCCAAGCCUACCAGCAACUGCUGGUAGACGAGGCCUCAGCCACAGCCCAAACCAUUGUAACCCACCGCGGCGCUUUCAAGUGCCGCCGGCUUCAAUUUGGGGUCAGUGUGGCUCCCGGGAUUUUCCAAGGGCUCAUGGAGCGGGUGCUCCAUGGCAUCCCGGGAGUUGUGCCCUAUUUUGACGAUGUCCUUAUUGCCGCUCCGGACCAAUCAGGACUCGUCAAGACUCUUAGGGCUGUCCUCUCCCGAUUCCGAGCUGCCGGCUUGCACUUGAAGCAUUCCAAGUGCCAGCUCGGCCACCUCCUAGCCUGCGAUGCCUCCCUCUUUGGGGUGGGGGCUGUGCUCAGCCACUCCUACCCCGAGGGCUCCGAGGCCCCGAUUGCAUUCUACUCUCGCAUCUUGUCCAAAACUGAGCGAAAUUAUAGCCAGUUGGACAAGGAGGCCCUUGCGGCCGUUGCGGGAGUAAAACGUUUUCACCCCUACCUCUAUGGUUGCCGCUUCACUCUCCUGACAGACCAUAAACCUCUCUUGGGCAUCAUCUCCGCCCUGACCGAUGACCUCGAGUGUCCCCUCUCGGCCUCGGACAUUUCCCAGGCCUCCUGUUCCGACCCCCUCCUCCAGAGAGCCCUGGACGCAGUUCGGCGGGGCUGGAUGGAAGAGACUCGCUUGGCCGAGUUUCUUUCAUUUUUCCGCCGCCGGGAUGAACUGUCAGUCCUUCAGGACUGCCUGCUCUGGGGCUCCAGGGUCGUCAUACCUGCUGCCCUCUGCCAGCAAGUCCUCGACUGCCUCCAUGACGGCCACCCGGGCAUAGUGCGGAUGAAAGCCCUCGCUCGCAGCUAUGCCUGGUGGCCCUCCAUGGACGCGGACAUCGCUGCCUGGGUCCAGCGGUGUCCUCCAUGCCAGGCUGUUCAGCCGGCACCUCCCUCCGCCCCUAACCGCUCCUGGGAGACCUCUGCCUUCCCUUGGAGCCGUCUCCAUUUGGAAUUUUUCGGCCCCCUGGACGGCCGUUCCUUUCUCUUUAUAGUGGACGCCCUGUCCAAAUGGGUGGAGAUCUUUCCCAUGACAUCCACCAUGGCCGGCGCCACCAUGCAAAUUCUCCAAUCCCUCUUCACCACCCAUGGCAUCCCAGACAUCAUCGUCUCUGACAACGGGCUUCCUUCCUUUCCUGGGAAUCCGGAUCCCCGCAAUAAGCAUAAGUUCAAAAUCCAUAGCUACAGCAGUCCCACUUUCUGUGAUCAUUGUGGCUCACUCCUGUACGGACUAGUUCACCAGGGGAUGAAAUGCACCUGCUGUGAGAUGAAUGUACACAAACGCUGUGUCCAUUGUGUUCCCAGUUUGUGUGGUGUUGACCAUACAGAACGCCGUGGACGCCUCCAACUUCAAAUUGAGACAUUUGGGAGUGAUGAGAUCCGGGUGACUGUUGGAGAAGCACUGAACCUGAUCCCGAUGGAUCCCAAUGGUCUGUCUGAUCCUUAUGUGAAAAUCAAGCUGAUUCCUGACCCAAAGAAUCUCACAAAGCAAAAGACCAGAACCGUCAGGUCCACCCUUAAUCCUGUCUGGAAUGAAACCUUUGUUUUCACCCUGCAGCCAGGUGACAUGGACCGGCGCCUCUCCAUCGAAGUUUGGGACUGGGACCGGACAACCCGCAAUGACUUCAUGGGUGCCAUGUCCUUUGGAGUCUCUGAGCUGUUCAAGGGCCCCAUGGAUGGCUGGUACAAAUUGCUCAAUCAGGAGGAGGGCGAAUAUUAUAGUGUCCCUGUGGCGGAUGCAGAAAACUGUGGGCUGCUGCAGAAAUUUGAGGCUUGCAAUUUCCCUCUGGAACUCUAUGAGAAGGUUCGUCAUGGUCUUAUCCCAUCUCCAUCUCCAAGCCCCACAGACCCUAAGCGUGGCGGAUUCUUUGGCAUCAACCGCUUCCAUAUCUCGGACUUCAACUUUCUCAUGGUUCUGGGCAAAGGAAGUUUUGGCAAGGUGAUGCUGGCUGAACGCCGUGGGACAGAUGAGCUCUUUGCCAUCAAGAUCCUAAAGAAAGAUGUGAUCAUCCAAGAUGAUGAUGUAGAAUGUACUAUGGUGGAAAAGCGUGUCUUGGCCAUGGGGGAACGUCCACACUUCCUGACUCAGCUGCACUCUACUUUUCAAACAGUGGACCGGCUGUAUUUUGUUAUGGAGUAUGUCAAUGGAGGAGACCUAAUGUAUCACAUCCAGCAGGUUGGGAAAUUCAAGGAACCCCAUGCUAUAUUUUAUGCAGCUGAAAUUGCGAUUGGAUUGUUCUUUUUGCAUAACAAGGGGAUUAUUUACAGAGAUUUGAAACUGGACAAUGUCAUGUUGGAUGUUGAUGGCCACAUUAAGAUCACAGAUUUUGGGAUGUGUAAAGAAAACAUUUUCCCUGGCAUCACCACCCGGACCUUCUGUGGAACACCUGACUAUAUUGCUCCAGAGAUUAUAGCUUACCAGCCCUAUGGGAAGUCAGUGGACUGGUGGUCAUUUGGUGUUCUUCUAUACGAAAUGUUAGCUGGACAGCCACCAUUUGAUGGAGAGGAUGAGGAUGAACUCUUCCAAUCGAUUAUGGAACACACAGUGUCCUAUCCUAAAUCUCUUUCACGAGAGGCUGUCUCCAUCUGCAAAGGAUUCUUGACUAAACAUCCCCUGAAGCGCCUGGGGUCAGGACCAGAAGGGGAACGGGAUAUUCGGGAGCAUGGAUUUUUCCGCUGGAUGGACUGGGAGAAACUGGAACAGCUGGAAAUUGCUCCACCUUUCAUACCUAAGCCUUGUGGCCGGAGUGGCGAAAACUUUGACAAGUUCUUUACACGGGCACCACCAGCACUGACACCCCCAGACCAGCUGGUUAUGGCAAGCCUCGAUCAGAGUGAAUUCCAAGGAUUUACCUACAUCAACCCUGACUUCGUGCAUCCAUCAACCUUGCGGCAGGGAAGCCUCUCCCCAACUGCCAUGCCUCUCUCCCCAACCGGCAUGCCUCUCUCCCCAGCAGGAAUGAUCCCUUCUCCUACCUCUUUAGUGUGAGAGUGACCUGUAAUCACCUAAAAUCCCCAUAUUAAACCUUGGCUGUUGGACUCUGUUCCUAAGAGCAGGAGUCCAAGUUGAAACCCAAUCCUAACUCUGAUCCCCAGAAAUAUUUUGUUAAUUGCAUUCUCUGGUGUGUUGUUUCCCUCUUUAUUUCCCUCCCUUAGGUGCAAUCAAACUGGUGAGGUUAAGAAUGAAAAAAUGCAUGCACACACACAUACACACACACAAAAGCAUGAGCACACACACACACACACACACACACACACACACA